Macrosiphum euphorbiae (potato aphid) is the source of this 498-nucleotide messenger RNA. The record is from the annotation of a GenBank genome assembly. NCBI's taxonomy places the organism in Eukaryota, Metazoa, Arthropoda, Insecta, Hemiptera, Aphididae.
AUGAUACGAGAUAUAGUUGCACGCUGGCCUGGUUCGUCACACGAUUCAACUAUAUUUUUCAAUUCUUCCAUAGAAGCAAACGAAUUUGGAAAUGGUCUGAUUGUUGGUGAUGGUGGAUAUGCAGUAAAAAAUUAUUUAUUGACACCUCUAUUAAAUCCACUCACAAGAGCAGAAAAUUUAUACCAAGAGUCCCAAAUUCGAACUAGAAAUAUUGUUGAACGAUCCUAUGGAGUUUGGAAAAGGAGAUUUCCGAUAUUAUCAUUAGGGAUUCGUUUGGAUUUAAGCAAAGUAGAAGCAAUUAUUGUAGCAACUGCUGUAUUACAUAAUAUUGCUAAUCUACAAAAAGAAAAAAUACCAGUUACUACAAAUGAAAUUCAAGAACAAAUCAAUUUAGUAAAUUCUGUCAACAAUAAUGUGACUAACGAUAAUAUUAGAAAUAAUGCAAAUGAUAGAACAAGAAAGAAUUUGAUUAAUAGACACUUUGGUGAAAUGUGUUAA